UCAUUUCAAUCUUCAAAAUGCUCCUUAGUAUUCCCGUCAUCGCGACCCUGCUGUCGGUCGCAGUAGCCAAUCCCACUCCCCAAAUACCCCCGCUAGGAGAAAAUAACAAAUGGUUCGUAACAAAAUGGGGCGCAUUCUGUGAUCCCGGUGGAAUUUGUAGAUUUGGUUUGUUCACAUUUCCUCCUCUUCCCCUCUCUUCCUACCGAUCCUCGCAAGCUAACUAACACAAACUAGGAUUCGACAUCAGGGGCGAUGAAAAAGUCGGUAAAAUCAAUGUCCCCAAAUUCACCGCCAACUGCGCCGCCACCGACGUCAGAAUCGAUGGCAACAAGGUGGCAUGUAGAAUCACGGAUCCAGCGAGCUACCCGUCGGGAAACGUACGGGAAGUCUUCGCGGGGUUGAUUUCCGGCGACCCUGCCAUAACUGAGGAUGUGAAGCUUGCGAUUGAUUACAAGUUUAAGGAGAUAGGCGGGUAAGUUGCCCAGUUGUUGCUUUGUUGCUGAGUGGGGAAUGGGAUGAUGGCUAAUGACCUGGGAAUAGACUAGAGAGCACUUGGAUUAUCUCGGCUACUGAUGGGGUGUUCUUUGCGGGGGCCCAGGACUUCGAUAUUCCUACUGAGUCGUUUCAAAAGGUGUAGCCUUAGAGGGGGUCCGUCAUUGGUAUCAGACGGUUUGUAGGGAUUUGAGUACUUUUAGGGUGUUGCUUUCUUGGAAGACGGACUUCAAGGUUCAUGAAGGGGUUAGAGUUUAAAGAGAUGAAAUACUGCGAGUUGAGAAUGGAAAUACAUAACAGCUCAGGUGCGUUGCAAAGAAGAGGUAUGGGAGAGUUCUUUGUGAUAUGUAAUGUUACUUGGUAGAUUUAACGACACUAUCUAGGAAUUAAAG
Hymenoscyphus albidus is the source of this 884-nucleotide messenger RNA. NCBI's taxonomy places the organism in Eukaryota, Fungi, Ascomycota, Leotiomycetes, Helotiales, Helotiaceae. The record is from the annotation of a GenBank genome assembly.